Messenger RNA from Salvelinus sp. IW2-2015, 777 nucleotides. RefSeq names its product coiled-coil-helix-coiled-coil-helix domain-containing protein 10, mitochondrial. Lineage: Eukaryota; Metazoa; Chordata; Actinopteri; Salmoniformes; Salmonidae. Gene Ontology annotation, biological process: mitochondrion organization. The record is from RefSeq and is a predicted model, not a curated record. Gene Ontology annotation, cellular component: nucleus; mitochondrion.
UCAUUGGCACGUGUGCGUGCUGUCAUACGAUCUAUUUGCGUUACAAGAGGCUUCAGAAUAGGAUAAGACUAUCCUGGCAGAAACAGUUUGAAGUUGUAAAGAACAUAUUAUCUGCAUAGAAAAUGGCUAGAGGAAGUCGCAGUGCCAGUCGUUCUUCGGCACCACCAACUAGCUCAUCCCCGGCCCAUCAUGCCCCGGCUGCUCCACCCCCGUCAGCCCUCGCCGCUCCUGCCACGCCCCAAGGGCCCGGCCUCAUGGCCCAGAUGGCCACCACCGCAGCAGGGGUUGCAGUGGGCUCUGCCAUGGGCCACGUCAUGGGCAGUGCCCUCACAGGCGCCUUCAGUGGUGGCAGCAGCGCUGAAUCAGCCACACCUGCCGCCAGCACAUAUCAGGAGGCCGCCGCUCGACCUGUCUCCUCCCAGCCGGGCCCAUGCAUGUUUGAGGUGCGACAGUUCCUGGACUGCGCCACCACUCAGGCUGACCUCAGCUUGUGUGAGGGCUUCAACGAGGCGCUCAAACAGUGCAAAGGCUCACAUGGUAUAACAUCACUGGUUUGAUCAAAGAUGUUAGGAGUCAAAACAAGACACUGUUUUCAGAUAAACACAUCAGAUGUGCCACUCGGUCAUGAAAUAAACUCUAUUCAACUCUCCACUGUAACAAGAAAGAAAUUAUGUUUGUUCACUGUUGAUAUGUCACGAAAUGUAUGAUUUAUUAUAAUUUUUUUGGUAAUGUAUAUGAGAUUGUGAAAUAAAGAGCUGCUAUUUACUUUCUGCUGGA